Molecule: messenger RNA, 1569 nt
Organism: Debaryomyces hansenii CBS767
Lineage: Eukaryota; Fungi; Ascomycota; Pichiomycetes; Serinales; Debaryomycetaceae
Product: aminopeptidase
Exons: 1
Coding region: 1-1569 (522 amino acids)
Cellular component (GO): mitochondrion
Molecular function (GO): manganese ion binding; metalloaminopeptidase activity
Source: RefSeq, a predicted model, not a curated record
AUGUAUUCCUUAAUAAAAAGAGUGAAUACUAUUAGACAGCAACCUUUUGUCAAAUGUGUUAGAAAUUUAAAUUUGCCUAAGAGAUCAAAUUUAACUGUUCCUUAUAAUACCGGACAACCUACCCACGAAACAAGACCUCAUUAUUUACCUUCGCCUGGCAAUAUCACUCCAGGAAUAAGUGCUCUUGAAUAUUAUGAUCGUAGACUUGAAUUGGCAAAGCAAUUGCCUGUAAAAUCAUUGGCAAUUCUAGUGGGAAAUGAGGUACAAUUUAGUUCCGGAAGCGUAUUUUAUGAUUUUCAGCAAGACAAUAACUUGUACUAUAUGACAGGAUGGCUAGAACCCAACUCGGUAGCCAUUAUUGAGAAACAGCAUGAUAGAGGUAAUGAGGAAGAUGUUAUUUUGCAUAUGUUAGUACCACCUAAGAAUCCGCAAAUAGAAUUAUGGGAAGGUGAAAGACUGGGGUUACAAGGAGCGUACGAUUUUUUUAAUGCAGAUUAUGUUGAUGAUAUUAAUAAUGUUAAGAAAUAUGUUGAAAUACUAUUAUCUAGAAAUGAUAUCGUCUAUUGGGAUGACAAGUCAAAUGGUGUACCAGGAUCAUCAAGUAAAUUUUCAUCAUUCUUUAAUUUAAACGUCUUGAACAAAAAUUCUUCCAGUAUUCAAGAACUUAUCAAAAGCACUAAUAAGCAGGUCAAGCCAUUAAAUAGCAUGAUUGCACAACAGAGAUCUAUCAAAUCUUUCAGUGAAAUUGAAGUGAUGCAUGCAGCUGCACAAAUAUCUAGUAGGGCUAUCAACAAAGCCAUGGGAAAGGUAGGUUCUGAAUCUCCGCUUAAGUCGGAAAAAACUUUAGCAAAAUACCUAGAUUAUCAAUUCGUUAAAGGUGGUUGUGAUAAGCAGGCUUAUAUUCCCGUCAUAGCCAGUGGGCCAAAUGCAUUAACAAUUCAUUAUACAAGAAAUGAUGAUUUGUUAUAUAAAGAUGAAUUGGUUUUUAUUGAUGCUGGUGGGAAGUUGGGAGGUUAUUGCUCGGAUAUUUCAAGGGCAUGGCCAAACUCACCAAGUGGAUUCAGUGAACCACAAAGAGAUAUCUAUGAAAUUGUUUUGAAAGUUAACAAACAAUGUAUUGAUUUGUGCUACGAGAGUAAUGAUGUUUCAAUAAAUAAUCUUCAUGAAUUCUCGGUUGACAGUCUAACUAAGGAAAUCAAAAAGUUGCCUGGGUUUUCAAAUGUAUCAAAAUAUGAUGUUUCAAAAGAUCUCUUCCCACAUUAUAUUGGUCAUCAUUUAGGAUUAGAUCUUCAUGAUAUUCCAUCAGUUUCAAGGUUUCAGAAGAUUAAAGAAGGAAACGUAAUCACGAUUGAGCCUGGAUUAUAUAUUCCAAUGAACGAUAAAUAUCCUAAAUGGUAUCAAGGUAUCGGAAUCAGAGUUGAAGACGAUGUCGUCGUGGGUAAUUCCAGAAAUGAUAUCGUGAAUUUGACUAGCGGUUGCGUUAAAGAGAUUGAAGAUAUUGAAUCAUUAAUUAAAAAUGGCGUAACUACACCGGGCAUUAAUGAUGAAUUAGUUAUCUUAGAUAUUUGA